UGUCUCCCACAAGAUUGGGCCGGGGCCCUUCUCUCUCUCUCUCUCUCUCUCUCUCUAUUCCAUCAACUACUACUAGAACCUUCGUCACUGUCUCAAAGACUCCAAAUUUAGGGUUUCUCGAGGGUUUAUCACACAGCCAAAAACCCUAGAAAAGCCCAACUCCACGAAAGACUUGAUCUUUUUGGGUGGUUCGUCCAGCUUUCCCAAAUGGUUCGCUCCAAUGGCGUCAGGCUUGUCCACUGGCUCGCUCGUCGCUCUUUUGCCUCCAACCCCAUCCACAACCCUACAUCCUCCUCAUGCGGGAGGAUGCUUGGAGGCGGUUAUAGGACAUUCAAGACUGGGGUUUGCAACAAUUCUAGGGUUUUAGGAAAUUAUACUACUACUAAUAAUGGUUGUAGAAAAAGUUGGUUGCUUGGAGCUCUGAAUACCAAUUGGUUCGCUGCAAGAUCAAUUCAUGGAACUGCAUCUAUGUCCACAAGAGAUUACUAUGAUACACUGGGUGUAAGCAAGAAUGCAAAUGCAUCAGAAAUAAAGAAAGCUUAUUAUGGGCUAGCAAAGAAGCUCCAUCCAGACACAAAUAAAGAUGAUCCUGAUGCAGAAAAGAAGUUUCAAGAAGUUCAAAAGGCCUAUGAGGUUUUGAAAGAUGAGGAAAAGCGUCAACAAUAUGAUGAGGUUGGCCAUGAUGCAUUUGAAGAUCAAGGCAAUGGCUUUCCCAAUGAUUUCAGGAAUCCAUUUAAAGAUAUCUUUGAUGAUAAUAUCUUCAACAUUUUUCGUCAGAAUUUUGGUGGUCAAGAUAUCAAGGUUUCUUUGGAACUUUCCUUUAUGGAAGCUGUUCAGGGAUGUUCUAAAACUGUGACAUUUCCAGCUGCAGUGGCCUGUGAAGCUUGCGGUGGAAGUGGUGUUCCUCCUGGCACCAGACCUGAAUCAUGUAAGCGCUGUAAAGGGUCUGGCAUGACUUACAUGCAAACUGGCCCAUUUAGGAUGCAGACAACUUGUACUCAGUGUGGCGGUACUGGUAAAACUUUCCCGACACUUUGCAAAUCAUGCAAUGGGAAACGAGUCACAACUGGAAUGAAGUCAGUCAAGUUAGAUAUCAUGCCAGGUGUAGAUGACAAUGAAACUAUAAGGGUGUAUAGCAGUGGUGGGGCUGAUCCUGACGGAAAUCAACCUGGUGAUCUUUAUGUUACCGUUAAGGUUAGGGAAGACCCAGUUUUCCGUAGGGAAGGUGCUGACAUUCAUGUAGAUGCUGUUCUGAGUAUCACUCAGGCAAUUCUGGGAGGAACUAUUCAGGUCCCAACUCUCACUGGAGAUGUUGUGUUGAAGGUUUGUUUUGGAACU
Messenger RNA from Prunus avium (sweet cherry), 1338 nucleotides. Lineage: Eukaryota; Viridiplantae; Streptophyta; Magnoliopsida; Rosales; Rosaceae. The record is from RefSeq and is a predicted model, not a curated record.